AUGUCGGAGAGCGUGUCUUCCCCGGAAGAGUCUCAAGGCGAGAAUAAACCCUUUGGGAAGCACAACUGGCGAGGAAAACUCUUUUCAGCCGACAGCAGAUUUGGAAGAGCUGCGGAGCCUCUCGAAAGUACUGACGAUGAUGUCGCCAACUUUCUCCACCCAGCAGGUACAAGACCAGAGGCAGGAACUCAGUCAGCGCCGCUUCCUCCUCGCAUUGAUGUUGCUGCUGGUUCGAGACGGCCAUCUGCCGCCAAUGUCCACCAGGAUGAUACCAUAGUCGAUGUUUAUCGAAGGCCCAAACCUCGUCAGAACAAGGGGCUAUGUGUAAGAUUUGAUUUAGGUCCGCUCGUAAUUGGUGUGGGCGGAGACGAGGCUGAGCUUCCUUCAAGAGAUGUCUCCAGGUCGUUCGCAGAUUCAAUGAGAUCUGAACGAUCGCCGAAUCGAGAGCUAUCACACUACAACACCAAUGACCAGCGCUCCCAGGCAUACGGACGGUCAACACAUCCUUAUGACGAGACUUCCUUCCCGCCCUCGUCUCUGCAGAGAAGACCGACCGGCAUCGACGAUGAAAACCUUGUGGAGGAAUCACGUCAUGCAGGCCAUGAUAGAGAAGCAGUUCAGUCUGCCUUUUCCCGAAUUCGAAAGUUGUCGCCUCGACCGCGAAAUGAAGAGCAGGAUCUGGACUUGGACCUUCGUAAAAGAGAAGUCACGAAUCUAUCCUAUAGACCCUCCUCGGCGAGCGAAGACCUGUCUUAUAAUCAAAGCUACACCUGGCAGACGGCAGAAUUUGGGGAUCAGGGGGCCACACGGCAGUUAAUCGCUCCUCCUUCAGAAGCUCUGCCCGCCAGUGCUUUGAAUCCUAGCGAGUCACCUGAGCCACCAUACGUCUCCCAAGAGCCCUCAUCAUCAAGCUAUCACUUUCCACCUGCCACCAAACGUCUACCAGAGCUGCCGGGUUCAAGAGAUCAAGACAUACAUCAUGACUCUCAGGACGUCCCACCCAGUCUCAAAGUUAAUUCGCUUGCUAUACACACUGCAGCCGAGAGACUUGGGGGCGACUCCUUGAAUGACUUUGACUCGCGUGUGCGGCGCUUCAGCGACCUUUUCCGACUCAAUGCUUCCGCUCAUGUCGAUAUCAUGGCAGUGCCCUUGGGACGAUGGGUCAGCAUCUCUGCAUGGUGGUUCUUGAGGGGCAGAGGAGGGCUCGAAAGUGCCUUGCGUAGAAAAGCCUCGGUCAUCGCUCCAGCUACUGCUGCGAACGAUGGUGGGUUUUCUCAAGCAUACGUCAACCUUGCAAAGGCCUGGUGGGUAUUGAAAGAUGUCACCCCGAAUCUUCCUGAGAUAAGAAGGUUCGGUAACGCGAGUAUGAGUUCCAUGGUUGCAGUGAUUACGAGCUUCGGAGACCAACCUCUUGCUGAGCUUGUCGAGGUGCACUUAAGAAUACUUGCAAAUUUGCGUGGGUUAACGAUGUCGAUGAAAAGAAAUGGAAGGUUGCCACCGGACGAUCUCCAAAUGCAGGGAUUAGAGCCACAGAUCUUCCUCGAGACUCCGACCUUUUCCCCAGAUAUUGCGGCUCUGAUGAUCAACAAUACUCUCGAUCCCACAACCAAGGGCAAGAACUACGUUGCCGAGCCCUUUUUCCCGAUUUUGGUUGGAGACACGGCACGUCACUUCAGCUUUGGCAAGAUGUUUGUUGACGUUUGUUUGGACACUCGUAAUGAUGCAAAGUCAGGAGUACAAAUAGCCUGCGUGGUGUCGGUACUGCGCGAGCGAACCGAUUGGGCGGUUAAGACAGCCGUUGCGAGCCAAGACGGGAAGGUCAAUCUUCUGAUACAGUCAGGCGAGGCUGGCAGUCUACAUUGGCAUGACGUGCAAUGGAAAAUACCGCUACACACGAUGCAGCUUCGGCUUGCAGAAGAUAUCUGUCUACAAAUCAAGUUUUGCGAGAAAGAUUUCAAGACCAUCUGGGGCAUCUGUGAUUACACGCAACGCAUUCGAAAGGAGUACUCCGCCGGGAGAGACGAGGAAGCUCUUUAUGAGCGCGAGCUACCAAUCUUUCAAUGUUUUGAUUCCCCAUCAUUUCCUAGGGAGCCCAUCAAAGACUGCAGAGUACGACUCUUCGAGAGGAAAGUCGUUGCAGUAGAGGGUAGUAGGCAGCAUAGAGUUCACGAUGGUUAUCGGUUGAUGGUGAUCACUCCCCCAGGUACCAAAACAUUGAGCAAGGUUAACUAUCAGCUGGGAAAAGAAAGCCCAAUACUUUUCGGCACCUAUCGAAGCAAAGGUGGGAACACACUGCUUGUAAGGGUGCCGCCUUCUUUGAGGGUGUCUCUUACUUUCCAUAAAGCAAGCGAUGUCGAGCUAUUCCGUUCCACCAUUACUGGGACAUUGAUAACGGAAGACGAUCAUUGUUCGGCCUUUUUGCAGUUGCAAAAUUUUACUAUCAGUUCCGUGUCUGUUGAUCAAGACAUGGCAUAUAUGAACGCCAGUCGCUGUAUUAAUGAUCUCAAAUGGCAUACGCUACGCGUUGUCAGUAAGGGACCGCCAACUUAUGGUCAUGACUCGCAAUCGACAAUUUUCUCAGAGCAUCUUCGAAUACUGGCAGACUGUGAUUCUGGCACAUUCACGGACCGAAUUAAUGCAGGGCCAGGUGAUCUGCAGCUGAGUCUGAGCGUUGAGAAUUUUAAUGAGAUCAAGCUCCUGCGGGCAGCACAGCAAGACAUGACUUGGGGCUUCGCCGACGGUGUACUGCCAGAGGCUGACUUGAGCUCGUUGUCCCACAUGCUACAGUUGGUGGGCAUGUCUCCAUCCAUAAGAACCUACCACUUCCGUUCUCUGUCAGAUCUGCACAGCUUUCAGGCCAUGCUCACAGGAUUCCACGUGCUGUACGACGGAAUGGCAAGCACAUUCUCUAUCUCGCGCGGACGCUUCAAGCGCUGGGAAACCAGCACUCCGCGCUUGCAGAUCAUAAAGCAAGACAAAACCGUGCAACUGGUAGCAUUCUUUAAAGACUUCAGCCAUGGAGCAUGCAUGAACUUUGUCCUCAAGGUCACUGAUUUUUUUGACACUUUCGCCCGUUCUGGCGUAUUCUUUUUGCGCAUCGUAGAUGCUAAGUUUGCGUUACCAAAGGGCGAGUCGGAUCUCGCAAGGGACUUCGUUUGUCUUGACAUGCCUGAGUAUCCGGGUGAACACGAUGAUAUCAUCAUUGGAUUUGAUAACGAAGAUGACAGAGAUAGAUUUGCACAGACCUUGCCGGCGCCGGUCAACAAAAUGUCUCGAAUGGCGUCUUUGAGGAGGUGA
Messenger RNA from Letharia columbiana, 3297 nucleotides. RefSeq lists its product as uncharacterized. The record is from RefSeq and is a predicted model, not a curated record. The transcript has 3 exons. Lineage: Eukaryota; Fungi; Ascomycota; Lecanoromycetes; Lecanorales; Parmeliaceae. The coding region runs from base 1 to 3297 and encodes 1098 amino acids.